Molecule: messenger RNA, 3527 nt
Organism: Danio rerio (zebrafish)
Lineage: Eukaryota; Metazoa; Chordata; Actinopteri; Cypriniformes; Danionidae
Source: RefSeq, a predicted model, not a curated record
UCAAGACCUCAAAACAGCUUCGUUUAUGCAGGCCAGAAUGGCACCCAAAAAUGCUGUCAACGAGCCUGUUCCAGUGCUGGAGCUGGCAGUGAUGCAGGAGAAAGAACCGAAUGGUGGACAAAUCGCAGAAAAGGAGAAGGAUGUGGAGAUGUCAGAGGACUCAUCCAGCGAGGAUUCUGUGACCCUCAUUCCCAAGAGGUUAUGGGUGAUGCACGGUGCUGUCAUGUUCGGGAGGGAGUUCUGCUAUGCCAUGGAGACCGCACUUGUCACUCCUGUGCUGUUGCAGCUUGGUCUCCCAGAGCAGUAUUACAGCUUAACCUGGUUCCUCAGCCCCAUUUUGGGUUUAAUUUUCACUCCUCUUAUUGGCUCAGCAAGCGACCGUUGCACUUUGAAAUGGGGUCGGAGGAGACCCUUCAUUUUGGCACUGUGUAUAGGAUUGUUAAUAGGAUUGGCCUUAUUUCUCAACGGAUCUCUUAUAGGUCUGUCUCUGGGUGACGUCCCCAGUGAUCAGCCGGCAGGGAUUGUGCUGACUGUUGUUGGUGUAGUGGUUCUGGACUUCUGUGCUGAUGCUUUGGACGGUCCAAUAAGAGCUUACCUCCUGGAUGUGGCUGAUAGCGAGGAACAGGAUGUGGCUUUAAAUAUCCAUGCUUUCUCAGCAGGGCUUGGAGGUGCUUUAGGUUACAUGCUUGGAGGACUGGACUGGACCAAUACCUUCCUGGGCCAAGCUUUUAAAGCCCAAGAGCAGGUGCUCUUUUUCUUCGCUUCCAUCAUCUUUAUCAUUUCUGCAACGCUUCACCUUUUCAGCAUCAAAGAGCAUCUCUAUAACCCCAGCCUGACCGGGGCACUGAAGGACGAGGAUGAAGAAAAACUAGCUCCUGUCCAGCCCUAUGGCAGCUUCCCAUCCACUCGUCUCUUGCCCCAGCUAGAAAUUAUUCCAGAGGAAGAGCCGUUUACCCCCCAUGAGGAUGAUCGGUCUGAGCGGGACCUUUCAACUGACUUCUUAAACAUCGAUUUGGUGCGUAGUAAAAGCGACUCCGUUUUAGCCAUGCCAGAUGCAACCAUAGAGCUGGACCCAGACCUAGAUCGUGAUGGGCAGUUUCUGUGCGACAUAGAACCAAAUUUAUUUCAGGACUAUCAGGGUGUACAAGAUGAUGGGGCGACGCUGGAUUACUACAACACAAACCAGCUAGAUCAGUGCUCUGGCGAUCACUUACAGCAGUGUUCUAGUAAUGGAGAUCAUAUUUGCACAGCUCACAAAACUCUAAACGGAAGCUUUUCGGCUUCUGGAAAUCCAAUCAAUGGAGCAGCGAAUGCCACCAAUCAACAUGGAAAAGUUGGCUUGCGUCCUUACAAUGUCCCAAUGCGUCGCCGCACACCCUCAUUCUACCGGCAGCCCUCAUUCACUUUCUCUUAUCAUGGACGUGUGGGUUUUCAGUGGCGAAGACGCUAUGGCAAUAUGGCCGGCCCGAUUAAAUCUUCAAGAAGUCUGAAUGACCUCGACAAAAUAACUAGACGGCACGAACGGCGGAAGCUGCAGCUUGGUGGCAUUUCUGCAUCCCGCAGGAAUGAGGAGGAUGAAGAGAGCGAGGAUGGUGAAAGUGAGACCACAGUCAAACUCCUGUGGUUGUCCAUGUUGAAGAUGCCGCCUCAGCUGUGGCGUCUGUGCGUGUGUCACCUGCUCACCUGGUUCUCCAUGAUCGCACAGGCUGUGUUCUACACUGACUUCAUGGGGCAGGUCAUCUAUGGAGGAGACCCGACUGCUGCUGCAAACUCCACCGCUCUGCAUGACUACGGUAAAGGUGUGAAGAUGGGCUGCUGGGGGCUGGUGAUCUAUGCGGCUACAGCUGCACUCUGCUCAGAUGUGCUCCAGAGGAUCUUGAACAACUAUGACCUGAGCAUAAGAAUUACCUACAUGUUGGGGACUCUGGGAUUUGCCGUUGGUACAGCAGUCAUGUCCAUCUUUCCAAAUGUAUAUGUAGCGAUGGUGAUGAUAAGCACCAUGGGGGUCAUCUCUAUGAGCAUGUCAUACUGCCCUUAUGCUCUGCUGGGACAAUACCAUGAGAUCAAAGAGUACAUCCACCACAGCCCUGGAAACUCACGGCGAGGCUUUGGCAUCGACUGCGCCAUCCUGACGUGUCAAGUGUACAUCUCUCAGAUCCUGGUGGCGUCUGCUCUCGGUGCAGUGGUAGAUGCGGUCGGCACGGUGAGAGUUAUUCCAAUGGUGGCAUCUGGAGGCUCUUGUCUGGCUUUCCUGGCUGCAGCUUUCCUCGUCAUCUACCCUGAUACACUCGACGACGAAGAUGAUGAUGACGAAGAAGAACAAGGCCCAGGAUCUGUGAAAUCGGAGGUGGCGUCCAAUAGCAGUGCAGAGAAAUUAAGAAACAAGCCAGAGACUGCAUCCUCAGUUUAGGUGUUAGAGCUGAAAAAUAAUAAUAAUACUUGAGUUUUAAAGUACAAAUCCCAGAAUGCACAAGCAAGACCAAGUUGGACGUUCUCUAGCAAUCAUAGACUCACACAUAUGCUGAAUGUAAUUCUGUGGAUAUGGUACGGAAUCAAACCUAUUUGAGUCAAAUACGUAAUUUCUUGAGAUUAUUUCUCAAGCUAUUUAUUAUUUGGGGCCAAAAUCUCCAUUGUCUACACAACAAGUUUUAAUUUCAGUUGAAGCAUUUUUGUUUACGUCACUACAGUGGAAAAUAUAGUUUCACACGCUAAUAAUCAUUCCCCGUCAUUCACAAGUCAUUUAUAUACCAGAUAUAAGUUUUUGCAUCAUUCUAGACGUAUGUUUUAGCGCUAAAAUACGUCCGAUUAUCAUCGUGUUUGCUUCAUCUGCCUCGAAUCAUGACAAACACUCAGGUUAAAGCUGAACGGCUGCUGCUUGAGCGCUUUUGAUCGCUCACUUCUUUAGAUUUAACUAUGCACAAUGCCAAAAUAUAUCUAUAUUUAUAUUUUUGGUGAAGACAUUGAUUUUGAGAGUUGACUUGAUUUUAUUAGGUACACUAUUUCAAGGGAGAAAGAGCACAGAGAAAGAAGGGAUGUUGAAUAAAGGAAAGGCUUUGCUGUAGAGCGAAAUUAAGAAAUGGGUUUAGCUGUCGGGGCAGUUUUUUAUUGUCUGUCAGCCUCCAUCUUAAGCGAUGACACUCCAGUAGUAGCAGUAUUUCUCACAGCCAAUUUCAUUAACGUUUCUGGUACUCUUGUGUAGUUUAUAUACACAAGGUGUUGUUUUUUUAUUCAGGCCAAAUGUUUUCUUAGAGUUAGUCACCUGACUCCGCUGGCUAAGUGGCCGCUUCUAAAUGUAGUUUCAAUACAUUGCUGGAGUCUGUAUAGUAGCUGUACAGAGGUCAGUGGACUGGCUCUUUUAUUUUUGUGCGUGUUUCCUGACCAAGGUGGACACUUUUUAUUUUUAAUCCUCAUUUUUUUGUGGUACUGCUGUGACUUUUUUUUUCAGUGUUUGAACCAAAUUGAACGUUUACACUGGUUCCAGUUGAGGUUUUGAAUUCUGUUCAAUAUAAAGAAAGUUUUACACUCUU